Messenger RNA from Pocillopora meandrina, 354 nucleotides. The record is from the annotation of a GenBank genome assembly. Lineage: Eukaryota; Metazoa; Cnidaria; Anthozoa; Scleractinia; Pocilloporidae.
AUGCCCUUUGAUGAGCAAAAGUUAAACCUUACUAUAAGGAUGAAGCUUGGUGUUAAAAGGAAUUCCCAAGCUAACAGACUGAGUACCUUCUUUAAAGGAAGAAAGUCCUCCGCAAGCGGAAAACAACCCACAGAUGUGGACGAAACUAGAGAUUUGUCGAACACAUCAACAGAUUCUGAAAAUGGAAAGAGCGAAGAAGAGAAUGACCUUCCAAAUUCGAGUGCUGCUAGCCAAGAGGAGUAUCUGGUCGUUCUUCACCGUAUUCUACAGGAGCAAAUAAUCAACACAAAGGCAGUUUAUAGACUGGCAGGACAUACGAUUACAGUUGAGGUUCUCGAAGAUACAGAACUAUAG